This is a messenger RNA of Cylindrotheca closterium, 1083 nucleotides long. Lineage: Eukaryota; Bacillariophyta; Bacillariophyceae; Bacillariales; Bacillariaceae. The record is from the annotation of a GenBank genome assembly.
AUGGUGAAAUGGCGCAUGUUACCAUUCCUACGAAUGGGAGGCAAGUCUGCUGUUGGCAAUACGAAUGAUACAGUGGCUGAUGUAGCAGACUUUGACCUGGGAAUGCCACCCAAAAGAUUUGACGAGAUUCCGUUUGGCUGCAAAGAUGAGAUUGGCAAUUGUCAGAGUUUGGGUGGGUUGUUUGCCGGCGAUGGUGAAACUUGUCGAUGGCCUAGUGCUGAGCUAUGUUUGUCGACAUGUGGACAAUGUCCGCUCGUUGAAACUGCUAAAAAAUGCCAAUCUCAUUACCACGAAAUGGACGACCGAAUGCUAGGAGGCACAAUGGAUUGGGCAGCCUUCUUUCACAACAUUACGGCUCCUGAAAUGCAAGAAAGAUUUCCCCAACUGAAAGGAGCUCGGGUGUUGAGUCGAGAAACACCCUGGGUGGCCGAAUUCCCCAACUAUUUGACUGAGUUGGAGGCGGAUGAGAUUAUUCAAAUUGCGAAAACCGAAGGCUACCGAAUUGAAGAUGAACAUCCCAAACAUGUUCGAGAUGUCAACGUGACCAAUUGCGAUUCCAUUCGUUGUAUGCGACAACCAUUUGUUUCCGAGCUGUAUCGACGGGCCUCUCAGCUACUAGGAUAUCAUCCGAACAAUUUCGAAUCCAUGGAGUUUAUCGACUAUGGUCCAGGACAACACUAUGUUUGGCACGCAGAUGAAUACAGCUGGAAAUAUCCCAUCAAGGAUCCAGCUGCCGUCUUGUCAGGACCACGACUGUUGACCAUGUUCCAUUAUCUAUCGGAUGUGGAAGAAGGUGGCGAGACUGCAUUUGCUGGUCCGGAUUCGACUGGUCAAACCAAACGAUUGUUUGUCAAACCGAAAAAAGGAAAGGUCAUCUUGUGGGCCAACAUGAAGGAUGACUGGAGUUUCAGUGAACAUAGUGCCGUUCACUCGGCGCUUCCGGUGCGAAGAGGACGCAAAUUGGCUGGGACUCUUUGGAUCCAUGCAUCGGGCUUUCGGGUUCCUGAGCUUUAUGCUGGGAUUGAAUGCAACCCAAGAUAUUUUUAUCAGCAGCAGCAGCAGCAGCAGCACCACCAGAACUAA